UAAAAUGGCCGAGAGGAUCGCGUUGAUAUCCCAGAAGUCAAUCGCUAAUUGGGACAAAUCAGGAAAAAUCGAUUUUUUGGAGAGUUGUAAAGAAUGCCUUAAAAGUUCAACCGGUGACAAAAUAAAGUACGAGAACGUCAGUAGGCCAGGUGAAUCUGACAUAAAGAGAUUGCUGUACGAGCUUUGCCUUGUGGGUGUCAAGGGUCAACUGAAAAUUGACCAAGUGGUGGCCACCUUUACUGAAAUUGCUAGUUUGUACCCCAGCAUAACAUUGCUCCUAGCUGAUGUCUUUGGUGUUCUAGAUAUUGAACUCUCGUGUUACGAUGUAGCUGAAAGUAGGGGGAACUUCAUCAACUUGUUGAUCGCCUCACAGGUAAUAGUACCAGAAAGCUUGUUGAAGGAGAGAUUGGAUCUUGACGUUUUAGAGGCUUUGGGUCUGCUUCAGUCAAAAACUAUUUACCAGCAGAAAUAUGUGAAGACCAAGACAAAAUUAUACUACAAACAGCAAAAGUUCAACUUAUUGCGCGAGGAGCCCGAAGGCUAUGCCAAACUAAUAACAGAGUUGUGUCAGGAGUACAAUAGUGAUGAACAUUCUAAAUCUGCCAGUCAAGAGAGGAUCGAUGAUCGGUUGGAGGCUGUCUUGGAACGUGUCAAGUCCCUUAUAGGCUGCUUCAAUUUGGAUCCUAAUAGAGUGCUGGAUAUAAUCCUGGAGGUAUUUGAAUGUAGACCGGAGAAGCAGGACUUCUUCAUACCGCUGCUGAGCAAGUACACAUUGGACCCUACGACGCUAUGCCACAUUCUGGGAUUCAAAUUUCAAUUCUAUCAGCAAACAGCUGAUUCAGUAACAGAAGCCUCCCUCUACCACAUGACAGCCCAGCUCAUCCAGCACAAUUUGAUCUCCUUGGAUGCUCUUCUAUCUCCAUCUGAUUCUGAAAUGAUGGACAAAUACAAGAAAGAAUUGACCGAAGCCAAGCAGCACCACCUCAAGUUGAAUGUCCUCGGUACAAUGGUGGACAAAAGUAUUGGGGAUGAUAAUAAAGAAAAUAAUACUUCCACUACUGCUACCACAACUGCUGCCGCCUCUGGUAAUAACAGUAUUGGUAGUAAUAAUACUGUAGCAGCUAGUACUGGCAGUGGGGCGAACAAUGAAAAGGACCGGAGUGAGGAUAACGAUGUAACAACGACAACAACAAACAUCAAUAACAACAUGAAUGACUGGAGCGCCAGCGUGAACAACAACAACAACCAGAAACUUGGACUCUGUGGUGCCCUCAUCGACAUUGGGGAUUGGGCACAUGCCCAGGAAAUAAUUUCCAUGCUGCCUCCCUUCACUGUCGUCUCACAUCCAACCGUCUGCCAGUCACUCUGUCGACUUAUCAAAUACAUUAUUCAACCCUUAUAUGAUAUGCACUGUGGAUUGCCAUUGGAGAUUUUAUCCAAUCAACAGAAGAAGUCUUCAUCUCCGUCACCCAACUACCCGCCAUUCAUUGAGCGUGCCACGGAAUUUGAACAUCUUCCCUUGUUAGCCUUCCCUCUGAUCAGUCAGCUUGGUCCUUAUCUCUACAGAGAUCCCAUCCUAUUAGUGAAGAUCAACAGAAUAGCCAAGACAUAUAUGACAGAGAGAGAGAAGUUGAAGCAGCAGCAGCCGCAGCAGAAUAGGUCGGAGCUGACGGAUGUGUUCUGUGGACUGAUGACGAUAUACGACGAGUCCAUCCUACCCAGCCUCUCGCUCAUGCCUGGUAACUGCUGCGUCUCCGAGGAACUUUGGGGCUUCAUCAAGACGCUCAGAUACGAACACAGGUACAGACUCUAUGGACAGUGGAAGAAUGAAUCCCGCCUGCAUAAUCCUGUCUUGUUGAAGGCACAUGCUGAAGUUCUGCACAAGUCCAAGUACAUCAUGAAACGACUUGCCAAGGAAAAUGUGAAGCCACUUGGACGACAGAUUGGCAAACUGUCCCACAGUGCUCCCGGUGUUGUCUUUGAACACAUAUUAUCCCAGAUUCAGAGAUACGACAACUUCAUCAUUCCAGUAGUUGAUAGUCUCAAGUUUCUCACUUCGUUAUCAUAUGACGUCCUCAUAUAUUGCAUCAUCGAGGCACUGGCCAAUCCUGAGAGGGAAAGAAUGAAAACGGAUGGCACUAACAUAUCAACAUGGCUGCAAAGCCUUGCAAACUUCAGUGGGUCAGUUUUGAAAAAGUAUCAGGUUGAUAUAGCUGGUCUCCUCCACUAUAUUCUCAAUCAGAUGAAAGCUGGAAAGAGUUACGAUCUGUACGUCUUGAGGGAAGUAAUCCAGAAGAUGGCUGGCAUUGAGGUUAGUGAGGAGGUGACAGACGACCAGCUGAUGGCCAUGGCUGGUGGAGAGCUUCUCAAACAAGAGGGUGGCUACUUCACUCAAGUACGCAACACAAAGAAGCCAUCGAGUAGAUUGAUGGAUUGCCUCACAGAGCACAACCUCACCAUUCCUCUCUGCCUCAUGAUGUCACAGCAGAGAAAUGCCAUCAUCUUCCAACAGCCGAAGCAUCAACAACUUCUGCAACUUCAAAAGUCCGAUGGCCUGCCUGACGUUGAUAAUAGGCAUGUCAAACUUGUUGGCAAGCUCUACGAUCAGUGCCAAGACACAUUGGUGCAGUUCAUCAGCUUCCUGUUGAUGCAGACGACAACCGACGAGAUGCGGAAGAAGCUUCCAAACAUCCACCAGCUCAGCACCACUUACUUCAUCUCAUCUGAAGUGGCAUUCUCAUUAUGGAGGGGGAUCUACACUGCUGAUAUCAAUGCAAAAGUUGAGGAACUGAGAAGACAGGAGAAGAAAGACAAGGCAUCCCCAAAUAUCAGCUCACAAUCUCUCAAAAUCCAAAGAUAUUAUGAAGCAGUUGAGUCAGUCAUGUCACCCCUCAGGACACAACUGAUUGAGCCUAUGAUGACUCCAAAACUCUGGGAAGAGCUCAACAUUCAAUUUUACACGACCUUCUGGUCGCUGGAGUUGUAUGACCUUGAAGUGCCCAACUCGACUUACGAGAACCAAAUCAAAAUGCACCAGACUCAACUGCAGGUCAUUGAAGAUAACAAGGAUCUGGCGCAAUCGAAGAAGAAGAAGGAGAAGGAGAGAUGCACGAGCCUGAUUGAGAAGUUGACCGAGGAGCAGAAGAAACAGGAGGAACACGUCAAGAUGGUCAUGGCCAGACUCAACAAGGAGAGGGAUGUCUGGUUUUCUACAAAACUUGCCAAGCACUCGACGAUAACGGCCAUCUUACAGUAUUGUUUGUUUCCACGAAGCUGCUUCACAGCCAUUGAUGCAGUCUACUGUGCAAAGUUCCUCUACAUGCUGCACAACCUCAAGACAUCACACUUCUCAUCUCUCAUCUGUUAUGAUAGGAUCUUCAGUGACAUCACGUGGACACUAUCCAGUUGCACAGAGAACGAGGCACACAGGUACGGCAGAUUCCUAUGCUGUGUACUCAACGACAUCAUGAGGUGGCACUCUGAUAAAAAUAUUUACGAUAGGGAAUGCGCCAACUAUCCGGGAUUUGUGACAGUUUUCCGCUCUCCCAACACAACUUCAAAUGCGAUUGCUGAUAAUCUCGAUUACGAGAAUUUCAGACACGUCGUACAUAAAUGGCACUACAGCAUCACAAGGGUUGCAGUAAAUUGUUUGGAGUCUUCAGAUUACAUCCAAAUUAGGAAUAUGAUCAUCGUUCUCACCAAGAUUCUCAGUAACUACCCACGCGUUAUGAAGCUAGGAGCUGCCCUGGAAAGAAGGGUUGAGAAGGUCGUUGAGGUGGAAAAAGAGAAGAGACAGGAUCUAUACGUCCUUGCCCUUGCAUACCUCGGUCAGUUGAAAUCUACCAAGAAACAUUGGGUGCAAGACUAUCAGUUCCACAAGAAGGAAGCUGAAACUCAGCAGCAACAACAACAACAGCAACAGCAGCAAGCGCCAAUGCUGUUACGACGACUGCAACAAGUUCAGAUAACAUUACGUCAACUGUUAAAGUGGAGUACGAAAGAGAUGAAAAAUGUAGGAAAUGCAAAGAUGAAUGUGCUCAGACUUUAA
Messenger RNA from Helobdella robusta, 4048 nucleotides. RefSeq lists its product as hypothetical. NCBI's taxonomy places the organism in Eukaryota, Metazoa, Annelida, Clitellata, Rhynchobdellida, Glossiphoniidae. Gene Ontology annotation, molecular function: mRNA binding. Gene Ontology annotation, biological process: mRNA processing; mRNA export from nucleus. Bases 5 to 4048 code for a protein of 1347 amino acids. The record is from RefSeq and is a predicted model, not a curated record. The transcript is spliced from 34 exons. Gene Ontology annotation, cellular component: THO complex part of transcription export complex.